Messenger RNA from Hipposideros armiger (great roundleaf bat), 5287 nucleotides. RefSeq names its product EYA transcriptional coactivator and phosphatase 3 (gene EYA3). Bases 69 to 1646 code for a protein of 525 amino acids. The transcript has 15 exons. Gene Ontology annotation, cellular component: nucleus. Gene Ontology annotation, biological process: multicellular organism development; positive regulation of DNA repair; negative regulation of extrinsic apoptotic signaling pathway in absence of ligand. NCBI's taxonomy places the organism in Eukaryota, Metazoa, Chordata, Mammalia, Chiroptera, Hipposideridae. Gene Ontology annotation, molecular function: protein tyrosine phosphatase activity. The record is from RefSeq and is a predicted model, not a curated record.
GUCAAGUAAACAACCCCGAAGUCAGUGAUCAGAAACCUGAAACUUCAAGCCUUGCUUCAAAUCUUACCAUGUCAGAGGAAAUUAUGACAUGCACCGAUUAUAUUCCUCGCUCAUCCAAUGAUUAUACCUCACAAAUGUAUUCUGCAAAACCUUAUGCACAUAUCCUCUCAGUUCCUGUUUCGGAAACUGCUUAUCCUGGGCAGACUCAGUACCAGACACUACAGCAGUCUCAACCGUAUGCUGUCUACCCUCAGGCAACCCAAACGUAUGGACUACCUCCUUUUGGUGCAUUGUGGCCAGGUAUGAAACCUGAAAGUGGUUUAAUUCAGACUCCAUCUCCAAGUCAACACAGUGUUCUUACCUGCACUACAGGGUUAACCACAAGCCAGCCAAGCCCAGCACAUUAUUCUUAUCCUAUUCAAGCUUCAAGCACAAAUGCCAGCCUGAUAUCCACUUCAUCUACAGUUGCCAAUAUUCCAGCAGCAGCAGUUUCCAGCAUCUCAAACCAGGACUAUCCCACCUAUACUAUCCUUGGUCAGAGUCAGUACCAGGCCUGCUACCCCAGCUCCAGCUUUGGAGUCACAGGCCAAACUAACAGUGAUGCUGAGAGUACCACGUUAGCAGCAACCACAUACCAAACAGAGAAGCCUAGUGUCAUGGUACCUACACCUGCAGCACAGAGACUUUCCUCUGGAGACCCUUCUACAAGCCCAUCUUUGUCCCAGACUACACCAAAUAAAGAUGCUGAUGACCAGUCCAGGAAAAACAUGACUGGCAAGAACCGGGGCAAGAGGAAAGCUGAUGCCAGCUCUUCCCAGGACAGUGAAUUAGAACGGGUAUUUCUGUGGGACUUGGAUGAAACUAUCAUCAUCUUCCACUCCCUUCUUACUGGAUCCUAUGCCCAGAAGUAUGGAAAGGACCCAACAGUAGUGAUUGGCUCAGGUUUGACUAUGGAAGAAAUGAUUUUUGAAGUGGCUGAUACACAUCUAUUUUUCAAUGACUUAGAGGAGUGUGACCAGGUGCAUGUGGAAGAUGUGGCUUCUGAUGACAAUGGCCAAGACUUGAGCAACUACAGUUUCUCAACAGAUGGUUUCAGUGGCUCAGGAGGCAGUGGCAGCCAUGGUUCCUCUGUGGGUGUCCAGGGAGGUGUGGACUGGAUGAGGAAACUGGCUUUCCGCUACCGGAAAGUGAGAGAAAUCUAUGAUAAGCAUAAAAGCAACGUGGGUGGCCUCCUCAGCCCACAGAGAAAGGAAGCACUGCAGAGACUAAGAGCAGAAAUCGAAGUUUUAACAGAUUCCUGGUUAGGAACUGCAUUAAAGUCCUUACUUCUCAUCCAGUCCAGAAAGAAUUGUGUGAAUGUUCUGAUCACUACAACCCAGCUGGUUCCAGCCCUGGCCAAGGUUCUCCUAUAUGGGCUUGGAGAAAUAUUUCCUAUUGAAAACAUCUAUAGUGCUACCAAAAUUGGUAAAGAGAGCUGCUUCGAGAGAAUUGUGUCAAGGUUUGGAAAGAAAGUCACAUAUGUAGUGAUUGGAGAUGGACGCGACGAAGAAAUUGCAGCGAAACAGCACAACAUGCCUUUCUGGAGGAUCACAAACCAUGGAGACCUAGUGUCCCUUCACCAGGCUUUGGAGCUUGAUUUUCUCUAAGAACUGAAAUGAAGAGCCUUCCCCACGAGCUCCUUUUCACUCCUGAAGGGAGCUGGAGACCGGAACCAACUGGGAUCUCUCUCUCCCGGCCACACCUUCCUCCCUCCCUCCCCUCCUCCUUCCCUCCCUCCAUCUUUCUCCAUGGAAUACUGGCGAGAACACAAUCAGAACCAACAGCUGCAAGGGACGAAGCUUCUUUUUGCUGAGAGUGAGCUGCAGCCCGUGUUCAUCUUCGUGCAGAAGCAGGAGACAGUUGGAUUGAGAGAACAGUAGACUCACUGCAGCUACAGUGCUUUUAAUUCUUCUGUUUUUUGUUUUGUUUGUUUUAUUUCAAAUAAUGAAGAAAAAGGAAAGGAAUUCUUGGGGGCAGAGUUGCACUCUUAGUCCGUGACCUAAUUGAGAACUGCUAUUAACUUGUGAUAGGAUAAAUGUGGCAAACUUGUAAUAACAUCUCUUGCAGUCUUUAUAAUCUUAGCUGUAGAGCACAUUCCCAGUGAAUGUAUAUGUAAUUUUUUAUAAGUAAGGGUCUGGUCUCUGAAGCAGGUUUUCCCUCCUUUCUUUUUUCUAGCAAGAAAGGGGUGUGUAAAGUUUCCUUGGAAAAUCGUAAUUGAAAUAUCUAAAAUACCUCUCUGACAAUAGCACCUCUUUAGCUGCUCCAGUGGUCUGCUCUCUAGGGUGGUUUCCCUCCUGUUCUUCCAUCUCCUAGUUUGCUGAACUGUGGGGCACUGGACACUGAUUAACUUCAGACUUUGCUAUUUCCCAUCCUAGAAGCCUUAGUCCCCUUUCCAAUCCCUCUUCCCCUUUAACCAAAUGGCACAAUCCUGGAAACUCCUUCCCUUGGACAGUAAAUGCUAAGUCUUCAGCUUGACUCUUUUAUGCAAAGACUAUCCCCAGGGGGCUUACCUCCAAACUGGAGAGAAGGACUAAGGCUUCUUGUGAAUUUCUGCUUCUUUGGCUCUUGAAACAGGAAGAUUCCACAUUUUCCUCCUACAGAGAAGCACUCUUCUCCCAACAGAUGCUCACCCCUACAGCCUUCUCUUCCUUCUUAGGCAUCAGUACUAGGCUCUUUCCUGCCCUCGAUACCUCACAGCCACCUCCAUUCAGCUCUGGCCAAUCCCUGGGCUUUCAGCCCAAGAAGUCAAAUCAAGUCUAAGAACAGGCUCAUAACUACAUUUUGGCCAAAACGACCAAUGUAGUUGACUUCUGUUGAAGCUCUUAAGCCCUAUGAAGGGUAUUCUGGGCAUAUAUUUACCCAGAUCUCGGCCUGAAACUGAAUAGGAGAGUGCUGUGGUCAGAACCCAAUUUUCCCAUGGUUCACCCUUCCCACUUAAAUCUCAUUCUAAAAUGGGAAGCCAGAAAGACUUUUUUUUUAAGGGCACUGGACCCCCUACUUCAUGCCUAGAAACUUAAUCCUGGGCCAAAUGCAGGAACAUCUCUCAGCCUGGCUUCUGGGAAGAUUGGUGGGUGCCAGGUGCCAGUCCCAGCCUUCCAGCCCAACUGUGUUUGUGGAUGUUCCCUGGAAGAUCAACCUGGGCAUGUGCUCAGGCUGGAUAAACUUCCCUAACACUGAGGAAGUUCAGCCUCUCCCAGGCUGCAGAGAAGGGUGAUUAUCUAAGCACCUCAGAGAGAUGUAGUCUGGGUCCUCGGGAGGAGGCAUCCUUGACCAACCCCAGCUGUAACUGUCCCCAGAAAUUCUGCAUAUCCUUGUCCUUUGCAGCACAAGAAGGCCAGACUCCUCCCAAGGCCGCUCAGUCAGACAGCAGUGAAAGCUGUUGUACACAUUCCUCCCAACGGAUUGAGAAACUGCUUCGGGACUCACAAUUUUAGGGAGCAGGUCUUUGGAGAGUUGCUGAAGUCAAUGCUCAUGACUUUGCUGUCUCUCUGGCCUUGUUUCCAUUGGCGGGGUGGGGGAGGGCUGGGGGUAUGUAGCCUGAAGCAGACCUCGCCUUGGUCUGAGUUUAACGCAGUUGCCCAGGUGCUGCUCUGCCUUGCUUGAUAAUUGAUCUUAGAAAUCUGUAGAAUGAAUGGGUCUUUUCUUCCAGGCCCCAAGCCCUCUGCCUGCCAGCAGUAUAACUGGUGGUUUCCUGCCCUGUCAGGGACAUAGACCACCCUGUUGGUGCUGUGCUUCAGAUUUGUGAGGCUGUGGAGUGGUACCCCCAUCGUGCACAAACGCCUCCCUUGCCCUGCCCUUUGGGAGAAGCUUUGUAUUCCUAGAAUAUGACUUGGACCCCUUUUUCAAUGGCCUUUUCCCUUUUGCCCUGACUGCCCAGCCUAGGUCUUUGUAGAAAGAACUUGAAAUUGGCCAAGAGAGGUGAGGAAGCUCUCCGAACAGAGCAGCCUUUGCUCUUCGGGUUCUUGCCGCCCUCACGUAGAAGGCAGGCAGAAGAUGGGACCUGGGUCCUCCUCGCCCCAGUGAAUUGUCCAGAGAACACAGUGUUCUUUUCCCCCAUGUUUUCCUCCUCCCCAGCACAAAGACCUGGAAAGGAAAAUAAGUGGGGUGCACCAAGAGCUCUUGGAAGCUCAGGGCCCAGGGACACGGGGGGUCCUUUUGUCAGGGGAGAAGCCCUCUUUACUAGAGUCCCCAUGAAUUUAGCCACAAGAUGAGUCCUUCCCCAAGCUGGGCACUGUGGUUCCGUGCGAUGGGCCUGCAUGUCUCGUGCGAGGACCAUCUCUUUCUAUGGGGGAUCUGGCGUUGUCAGGUGUCCUGGGUUUUCUUAAGAGGUGGCUUGACUUUCGAAUGUAAAACUGACUGUGCCUUAGCAUCACCCUGUCUGUCCAGUGCCCCUGGGGCAGCUGGUGGUGUCCAAGAGAAUGGAUGCCUGCUCCACAUUUAGAUUGUUUUUAUUUGGUUUGGGGUGUUCCUAUCUUCUGCUCUACAAGUUGGGGUGGGGGGGGCAAAGCUAGUAUCCCUGGAGACUUUUGCCACAGGUUGUUCGCAGUUUACACAAACUCAGCUUUAAAGCUCCCAGGUAGAAUCUGAUUGGCAAACUCCAGCCGCAGCAUGCGGAGUUUCUAGAUGGUCACUCCCUUGAAUGGGUGUCAGUGCCACAGAGCAUGGGGGAGAAGAGUAGAGGGGCAGAGCUGCACUCUUCCUCUUCCUGGGAGAGGGGUGGUCUAAGCCAGGGGGUGGUGAACUUGGGCGUUCUCCUCCUCCUCGCUCCUGCAGAAGUGGGCAAGUAGGGCUCCUCUCAAGCAAGCUUCUAUUUCUUACCACUAAAUUGGUUUCCUUUUUCAUCCAAAAGUUGGAAUUCCCUGGAUAGUCACACUCUACAAGCCAAAUCUGAAUUCUGAGAUUCUAAAAUAUCUUAAAACACAAGAGAAAAUCUAGUUCUGUCCCAUCCCUGAUCAGCAGGCCCUCCGUCCCUUCCUCUCUAAGUCAGACAGCUCCAGCAGGCAGGACUCACUGGCUAGUUCCUAAUGCACUGACGGGAGCCAUCCCAUUAAGGACGACUUCUAAUCAAAACCUGACCCUCUGGAUUACAGACGCCUCGUUUUAGCAGGAAAAGGCUUGGAUUGGAUUGGAUAUAUUUAUGUGACUGCGGGCAUUCGUGGCUGUAGAGUCCUUGACCAUAAUGUUAUAUGUAAUGGGAACUAUCUUGUAAACUUGAAAAAAAAUAAAUAAAGUUUUUAUUUUCUAUACA